AUUUGUCGCUCUCUUGAAUGCUCUAAAACAAAAAAGAAAGAAAAAAGUGAAAAAGAAAUAAUUUUCCUCUCAAGAAACUGCAGAUUCUUCAACAAACCCUUGCAUUUAUACCUCCCAUUUAUUCUCAAAUGCUUCUCACUCCUCUUAAACACAAAGAGAAGAGAGAGAGAGAGAGAGAGAGAGAGAGUAGUGGGGCUUUCGGUUUUAAAUUUUAUAUUUAGUAUAUUUUCUGCUGAGGGUUUUUUCUUCCUUUUUUUGUUCAUAUAUUUAUUUGUUUUGUUGGAGAAGGGUGAGGAAUGUUAUCAUCAAGCAUGAGAAAGAAGCUAUGGGUUUUGGUUUUGCAGUGCCUUUUGCUCAUGGGAUGCCAUCUGGUUUCAUCAAUGGAAGUGGCGCUGCAAGAUGGAGCAAUACCAGACACCACAUUGUCACCGCCAGAAGGGAACACAACAUUCCUUGAUGGCACAACAUGGUGCGUAGCCCUUCCCGGGGUUUCCCAAGCCGAUUUGCAGAAUGCAUUAGACUGGGCCUGUGGAUUGGGAAUGGCAGACUGCAAGCCAAUUCAACAAGGUGGAGCGUGUUACGAACCAGAUACUCUGGUAUCUCAUGCCUCUUAUGCUUUCAAUAAUUUUUAUCAGCAGAACGGGAAUUCAGAUAUUGCUUGCAAUUUUGGGGGAACUGCCGCUGUCACUAAAACUAACCCAAGUCAUGGAAAAUGCGUCUAUGCUGCGCCCGGAUCUGUAGGCUCUGCAGCACCUCCAUUUUCCAAGCAAAAUCCCAGCUCUCUUUGGUGGCAACUUGCUUGCCUUUUACUCCCCUUGUAUCUAGGAAGUUGAUAUUUUGAUGGGGUUAAUUAAACUGCUGCCAAGAAAAGCCAAAAUUCCACCUGCUUGUACAAAAAGCCAUUUGCUGUUACUGUGGGGGAAAAAAAGCAGGAGAUGAGAACAUGAUUAGAUUAGGGUUUUGUGACCGUAAUACGCUUUAUCCCUAUCUUUGUUUUUGGUUUUGGAAUCUAUUACCCGCUAAUUAAUCAAAUCCUCUAUUUUCACCUUU
This is a messenger RNA of Malus domestica (apple), 1050 nucleotides long. RefSeq names its product major pollen allergen Ole e 10-like. NCBI's taxonomy places the organism in Eukaryota, Viridiplantae, Streptophyta, Magnoliopsida, Rosales, Rosaceae. The record is from RefSeq and is a predicted model, not a curated record.